Messenger RNA from Nothobranchius furzeri (turquoise killifish), 1956 nucleotides. Its product is annotated as high mobility group protein HMGI-C. Gene Ontology annotation, molecular function: transcription coregulator activity; DNA binding. NCBI's taxonomy places the organism in Eukaryota, Metazoa, Chordata, Actinopteri, Cyprinodontiformes, Nothobranchiidae. The record is from RefSeq and is a predicted model, not a curated record. Gene Ontology annotation, biological process: regulation of DNA-templated transcription. Gene Ontology annotation, cellular component: chromatin; nucleus.
AACUUCCUCUGCUGUGUGCGUGCAGGCGCGUGCUGGCUGCAAGAACAGGGCUGUACAGAACACGGAGCCUGCUGUAGGCUGAAUGUAUAGUUCACACUCUGCGCAGAAAACAGAGCUUUUGCACCUGUGUUUCAUGUCUUUUGUCCUUGGGAAAGUUUUUUUCCCCAGCUUUAUGUUCCCUCCCUCCCUCUCUCCCUCCUCUACCUACUACCUCCGGACCUGGCUGUUGCGUUGUUAUCGUCCUGAAACACUUUUUUUUUAAAGAUGGGUUGCGCAAGUGAUGGGAACAGGAGGGGGAUGUUGUCUGGCUCGAGAGACUUUCCGCUUUUAAAAAAUCGCCGAACGACCUCGACUGGUGUUUUGCCGUCAACAUGUGCCAGCAUGUGACGGUCCGUAGAAACUCACGCUCUUUUAUUUUUGCGCACCUUCUCUUAUAACGAGGCGCAAUAAGGCGCAUUUACGGUCCCUCUUGCCGCCCAUUCGCCAAAAGUACAUUCAGUCCCGCAGCGUAGCGAGGAGGCGAGCGGCAGACCUGUUGCGUGUGCGCGGUUGCGUCGCGCCUCUGACCUCCUUGUUGUUCCGAACUGACUUCACACACAGGCGACGAGCCUCCAACGACGUCGCGCGUCUUCCUUUGGUUUUUAAACUCUUUAGAAAUUUUCUCUCAAAAUUACUUUGACUUCCUGCUUCGGGGAGGCGGUUUUGAUAGGCUGCGUUGGCAAUUGGUGUUUGGCGCAUUCCUGACGGAAACGAGCACCUUUGGACAUUCCCAGCGCCCUUGAGGCCGCUGCUCCAGGCUUUGAUGCCCACACACAGGUGGACAGACGCAGGCAUGAGUAACAGUGGGACCAAAGAGCCAUCUCCUCAGUCAAGUGCUGCCCAGUCACCCGAGGAGCCGCAGCGCAGGGGAAGAGGUCGCCCACGGAAACAGCAGCAGGAACCUGUUGGACCACCAACUCCAAAGCGACCGAGAGGACGACCGAAAGGCAGCAAGAACAAAGCCCCCCGAACCGCACUGAAGAAGGUAGAACCUGUGGGGGGGAGACGACCACGAGGGCGACCAAGGAAAUGGCCACGAAAAGUUGUUCCCGAAGAGCAGCAGGGCCCCUCGGAGGAGGCUGAGGAGGGUCCCUCGUCAUCUCAGGUGCCUGAAGAGGAGGAAGGGGAGUAGAUGGGAUACCUCUACCUCAGUGUUUGGCUUCAAGCAAACAAGGGGUACAAUCUGACUCCUAUCUGUGAUGGGAAAUCAGUAACUCACACACACACCUACAGCCUCAAAAAUCAUUGCAGAUUGUAGUUUCUUCUCCUGAUAUGAACAGCACCCUAGAUGUGUUGCUGCCUAAAGAGUAUUUUUUUAACUCUCUUUAAAUGUUGAUGUUGAGCAUUUGAUCAUAUGACAUUUUUAAGGUAUGGUUCCACAUUUGGGGAAUGGCAUUCACAGUCCUGGUGUUUGUCGGAUUUUAUAUGCAGACAGGUGAUAAGUUUAGUGUUCAUUCAUGUAAAACUUUUUAAAAGAUUAGUUUAUUUUUCGUUUUCUAAUAAGCCUUCAAGAGAUCCUUGAGCCUUAAAAAUGGGAUGAUUUUUCUCUUGGAGGAAAUCUCCCCAUCAUACAGUAAACACGAUCACUCAGAGCAAACCCGAUGGUGUGCUUUAACCAGACCUUAAGGGUAUUUGAAUUUAUUGAUGUGAGGUUCUCUGGAGUUAUCAGCAGUCAGUAUCUUACCUAUUACAGAUAGCGCUCUGAAUAGCGUCAGAUUGAAGAAACACAUGAAAUUCAUACAAAAAAUCUAUCUGAAUGGGUUGGUGUGUCACCUCGAUCUAAAAAGACCUAAAAUAUCAUGCAUUUUUUAUCAAAUAAAGUAAACACUAUUUUAUAUAUGUUCAGAUUGUUUUUAUUGAUUUGUACUCACUUUUCCACGAAAAUUCUAGCUAGCAUGCAUAGGUGGACCAUAGAUG